AAAUACAUUAGCCAUGUAUUUACUCCUUAACAAUAUCCAAUGAUCCCUGGCAUUUUCAAUUUGAGCUCUAAUUAUUCUACAUUGAGCACUUCAGCCUUUCUAAGCCUAUCAACCCUAUCAUCUACUUUUCAAUGGCUCUCUCAAAAACAUGGCGCUGAAUGUAGCUAUUCAGCCCUGCCAGGAUGAGUGGCAGUGCCUUUUAAUGAGGGUGGAGUGCUACCACACCUGUGAUUUCUGUGCUGGCCUUUCAACUACUACUGGCACAAUCCAAUGUUUGCAAUGCUCUCUCCUCUGGGUUGCUGGGUAUUAACCUCUGCUAUAGGAUUUACUUUUUGCAGUGUGUUGUCUAGCCACUAAAGAAAAAAAGACUUAUUGAGAAAGGUAACAGUACAGGAUGUUUAGUGUUUGUACUAAAACAAUAACCAAUCAUUAUUUUACAUCUCAUCCUACUCUUGGAAGACAUGCUUACGUAAAGGCUCUUUCACUUCUGUCACAGGUAACAUCCACAGGUUCACUACUAAUAUUAUAUAUUCCAGUCUGUCAUCUGGUGAUCUAUUUUAUAGUGAUGGAACACGGGAUCUAAAACUUUAAGAAGAGAAAAUCACAUAUCGAUGUCUAAACACCGAAAUUACUUGUCAGGAAAAUGUCUGAAAAUAGUUUAAUAUGCACCUCAAAGUCAGCGAAUAAACUCAGUCUUGGACACGCAGAAGAAAUGCCAUCAAUAGGCACACUUGCCAUGAUUUGAGUGGCCUGUCUUGGCAACUUGAGUGCAUGAUAAUUGGAUUCCCGUUAGACUCCGACCUAUUUUAUCUGCUUGAAAAGCGGGACUCCAUAUGAGCUCAUGUAUAGCGCAUAUUUUUGAUGAUAUAAAAUACACUCGCUGAUUUUUGUUUCAGAGAGGUCUCAGCUGCGGAGUUGGAGAAAUGGAAGAAGUCCUUUACCGAUCUCAUAAACAGUGAGGAUGGUUGCCAGGUCUUCACGAACUUCCUGAGGUCAGAGUUCAGCGAGGAGAACAUAGAGUUCCUCAACGCCUGCAAGGAGUUCAAGCAGUUGUCCCCUGCAAAGAUGGCUGCCAAGGCCAAGCUUAUCUUUGUCAAAUACGUUGAGACGGACUCACCCAAACAGGUCAACCUGGAUGCAGCCACACGUGAGGGGACCCGGCAGAACCUGGAGACUGGGAGCCCGUCGGCCUCCAGCUUCGACGAGGCCCAGCGCCUGAUCCACAUCCUGCUGGAGAAGGACUCCUACAGACGCUUCCUCCAGUCUAGAGCCAUGCAGGACCUGAGCCUCCGCUCUGAAAGCCGCAGUACAGGGACCCAGCAGCGGCAGCAGAAGACUGCUGGAGCCUAGAGAGGACCAAAAACACUAAAAGAAUGAAAUAAUUAAAGAAAAUAUUGAAUUAAAUUAAAUGGAGAAAAUAUAGAAUGAUAUGUAAGUUAGAUGGGAUCAGGUUGGCAGCUAGUAUAGAAACACGAGUGUGAGUGUUUAUAUGAGUGUUGUGUGUGUGUGUAGCCAGUGUGUUUGGUAAAUGUAAGUUUGUAGUUCAGCCAAUAGCAAAGGAAACAAUAUGUGUGUAAGUGUUUUACUUUAGUUUAGUUUAGUACUUUAGUUUAAUUAGAAUUUGAGUCCCCAACCCUAACCCUUAUUUAUAGUAGUAAUUAUUCCCUCAUGCAAUGAGGGGAUAAAACAUUUGUUACAUUCAGGCUACAUCCAUCCAAAUAUGUGGCCAAUAUGUUAUAUGUAAAAAAAAAGAAGAAAAAAGGAUGGUGCCCUAUGAGGCUGACUUGUGUUGUUAUAAAACUUUGUUUGAACACAGCCAAGUAUACAAGCUGUUCCCAAAAAACGAUUGAGCAUGUUGUAUUGAUUGAUAAAACAACAAACAUUACACAACAAACAGCACAACAGAAACAACCCAAGUCUACCUCUGUCUAAAUGACAUGGAUGGAAUAUAAUGCAUGUGCACGUGAACAUAAACACACACGUAAAGGUGCACGCAGAGAAGAAAAUCGAGGAAAAUUUUUCAGCAAAGGUUUUUGCACAAACUUCAACAAUAUCACUUUGAAUACUUUAUAUGGUGUAUUUGAAUACAGCAUAGAUAUGUUGAUAAAGCAAAGUGAAGAAAAACAUGCCAUAAUCAUGUCAGACAUGUUAUUAUGAACCUGAAAUGCAAUUUCUGUAGUCUCAACAGUGUACUGUCAAACCUGUGUGUAUUAUCUCACAGGUGUAGCGAUCUGCUGUUCAUAAUAAUGUGAAUGUAACCAAGAUUGAAUAAAGAUUUACUUUGGGGCCACCUGAA
Molecule: messenger RNA, 2296 nt
Organism: Gadus macrocephalus (Pacific cod)
Lineage: Eukaryota; Metazoa; Chordata; Actinopteri; Gadiformes; Gadidae
Product: regulator of G-protein signaling 8-like
Exons: 3
Coding region: 1066-1350 (94 amino acids)
Source: RefSeq, a predicted model, not a curated record